AUGGAAAUCAAAUCUACCUUCCUCAUCAUCAUUACUUCAUUCAUCUUGUUUUUGUUUUGGCUAACAAAGAAAAUCAAAGCAAGAAGUGUGAUCCAUAAAUUUCCACCAGGACCAUGGAAGCUUCCUCUAAUAGGAAACUUGCAUCAAUUAGCACUAGGAGGAUCACUUCCACACCACACACUUGGAAAACUCUCACACAAAUAUGGACCUCUUAUGCAUCUUCAGCUAGGUGAAAUCUCUGCAGUGAUUGUUUCAUCUCCUGAUUUAGCCAAAGAAAUAAUGAAAACACAUGAUCUUUCUUUUGUUAAUAGGCCACAACUUCUUUGCCCUAAAAUAUUAGCCUAUGAAUCAACCGAUAUUGCCUUUGCUCCAUACGGUGAUUAUUGGAGACAGAUGAGAAAAAUAUGUACAUCAGAGCUUCUUAGUGCAAAAAGGGUUCAAUCUUUUUGUUCCAUUAGAGAAGACGAGGUUGAAAAGUUUAUACAAUCCAUUCAUCAUUUCUCAGUUUCUUCUCAACCACUUGAUCUUACGAAAACGGUAACCUCUUUGGUUAGUUCGUUUGUGACUAGGGCAGCGUUUGGUAGAAAAUCUGAAUAUGAAGAUGAACUCUUGUGUUUGCUCAAGGAAGCAGUGGAAAUGGCAGGUGGUUUUGAUGUUGCUGAUUUGUUUCCCUCAUUUACACCUAUUCAUGUAAUAACCGGUAUGAAAGGUAAACUGGAGAAUAUGCAAAAGAAGUUGGAUAAGAUUUUAGAAAGCAUUAUCAAAGAGCAUCAAUCAAAGUCAAACCAUGGCAUGCAGAGUGAAAAUCUAGUUGAUGUUCUUUUGCGUGUUCAGCAAAGUGGCAGUCUCGAGAUUCCGAUCACAGACGACAAUGUCAAAGCAGUCCUAUGGGAUGUAUUUGCUGCUGGGAGUGAUACUUCAGCAACAGCAAUAGAGUGGACUAUGUCAGAGUUGAUGAAAAACCCUAGCGUGAGAAACAAGGUACAGUCUGAAAUAAGAGAAGCCUUUAAGGGAAAGAACAAAAUUCAUGAGUGUGAUUUACAUAAACUUAGUUACUUAAAAUCAGUGAUAAAAGAAACCAUGAGGCUACACCCACCUGUUCCUUUGUUGCUUCCAAGAGAGUGCAUUGAACCAUGCAAAAUAGGUGGAUAUGAAAUACCUAUAAAAACCAAAGUGAUAGUAAAUGCAUGGCUACUUGGAAGAGAUCCCAAGUAUUGGUAUGAUGCAGAGAAGUUUAUACCUGAGAGAUUUGAUGACACUGGUUUUGAUUUUAAUAAAGUGAAUAAUAGCUUUGAGUAUAUCCCUUUUGGAGCAGGAAGAAGAGUUUGUCCUGGAAUUUUAUUUGGUGUAGCUAAUAUUGAGCUUCCUUUGGUUGCAUUACUGUAUCACUUUGAUUGGGAGCUUCCUAAUGGAAUGAAAGUAGAGGAUUUGGAUAUGGAUGAAGCCUUUGGAGCUGCUGUGGCUAGAAGGAACAACUUGUGUUUGAUUCCUACUCCAUAUGUUUAA
Lathyrus sativus (Indian pea) is the source of this 1506-nucleotide messenger RNA. NCBI's taxonomy places the organism in Eukaryota, Viridiplantae, Streptophyta, Magnoliopsida, Fabales, Fabaceae. The record is from the annotation of a GenBank genome assembly.